GCAUGGUUGAAAUGGCCUAUAUAAGGAAGCUUACGCGUACACUGCCGGUACUCAGAUUUGGAGAACCGCAUUGGGAGGACAUUAGUGACUUAGUUUGCGAAAUGGGCCUGACUGGAAAUCACCUCGUCACCCUUUUGCUCUACGUCGCAGUAGUCAACGAGAUACGGUUACCUCUGGUAACAUGUCAAGACGAAGACAGUACUCAAUGCAUGCCAAAAACAGCUUUCUUGGCCCUCUUACGUCAUCCGGAAGUGAGUUCGAGCUUGGCCGCCUAUUCCAGAGCGGCAAGGGUGACUCAAGAUACGAAAAGUCGUAACGACAUGGCGCAUCUAAGGGCUUUGACCGAGGAGGGCGACGACACCGAGAUCUGUGUUCCUGGUCGUGUUUAUUUGCAAUUGUUGAAGGAUCCCGUCGUACGUGGUGACCUCAGCGCAAUCCUCAACGGAAGAACGCAGAAGGUGCCGGAUCUUCUGGGACGUUUGAUCGACGACACCGACGAGAUGGAUGCGAGGGAAUAUCCGUUUGAAUAUCAGAAAAGAAGCAUCGCGACGUUGGCCAAGAACGAUGAUUUGCCGAUUAGUCUUCACGAUCGUAUGGCAGAAAAUGAGGAUGACGAGGAAAAGAGGGCAGUAAUUUCCAGCGAUCAUUCAAUUCUCCGGGACUACCUUCCACCCAACGGCCGAUCAGAAGAGCAAGCCUUAAGAGAUUUCUCUAUGGAGAAGCGAAACGUCGGCACCCUGGCCCGUGAUUUCGCGCUACCACCCGGCAGACGCAACAUCGCGUCCCUGAUCCGUGAUUACGAUCAGAGCAGAGAAAAUCGCGUGUCGUUCCCUGGGAAAAGGAAUGUCGCGUCCCUUGCAAGAACGUACACCCUGCCUCAAAACGCUGGAAAAAGGAAUGUGGGAUCCGUGGCAAGAGAGCAUGGACUGCCUUAUGGGAAACGAUACGUCGCCUCCUUGGCGAGAACGGGCGAUCUUCCUAUCCGUGGUCAAAGGAGCAUCUCCUCUUUGGCCAGAACGGGCGAUCUUCCUGUCCGCGAGCAAAGGAGCGUCUCCUCUUUGGCUAAGAAUUCCGCUUGGCCUGUGUCGUUGAAGAGAGGAAUCUUUGUGCCCGGGAGCGUGAUCCUCAGGGCGCUCUCCCGCCAAGGUAGAUCGUUCGACGCAGACACGAAUGCGAGAAACGAUCUGUUGGAUCUUCAGGCGCUUGGCAACUUGCGACAGAGUCAGGAGAACGAUUACGAAAGCGAGGAGAAGGUGAACGAUUCGUUGAAGGUCGACUCGAAUAUUAGGAGAUCCAAGAGGGAGAUUGCUUUCUCCGACGAGUAUCCGCUUCCUGUGAUGCAGAACGCGAAUAUGUUCGAUUACGAAGAGAUGAUGGAGGCGUUUGGUGGACAAUAUCCUAAUGCUGAGAAGAGGUUCAUGGGAACAGGUUCUGCACCGGAGAUGCAGCCGGAGGUAGACCAGUUCGGCUACCCGGAAACGUUUCAAGCGAAUAAAAGGCACAUCGGGGCCCUGGCACGCCUUGGUUGGCUUCCAUCUUUGAGGACCGCCAGAUUUUCGCGGUCACCUCGGUAUUUGGUUGACAGGGAGAAUCCCGCAGAUGGGCCCUCGCCCAACUACUCCUCCAACUCGUCGACAAGGUCGUUAAGGCCUAAUCUCAAUCCAAGAACACGCUACAUUCAAGCCUUGCACGGGGAUUGUCGACACGGCUUCAAAAGGUUUCUUCUAUUACCGGCUACGGAUAAUAAUUAUUUUCAUCAAAAACUUCCUAGCUCGUUGCGAUCCAAAUCGUUAUAAAUCGUUUUAAAUUAUCCUCUACACGAUAAAUAUCGAUAAAAUAAUCAUUUUGUUGAUAACUUUUGCUCAUGUAUCUUUGAAAUUGAAUAACAUUUAUGAUAUUUUGUUUUUAAAACUUGAAUUUAUUUAGGGAUUUACGUAGGAAUUUUUGAUAUUUAUCUAUAAUUGAUACGAAGUUAUUUUUUUCUUGAUUCGAUAUUACCUGUAAUAGAUAAAACAAUUUUAGUGAAUUAUAUGCAGCCUAUCAUUGCUUUCUUUUAGACAAAUUUUCAAUUGGUAUUUUUGGAUCUUAUAAAUGAUUAAAUUAGAGUUUAAAUUAUUUAAUUUUUAGAAUAUUUUAAUUAUGUUAAAAUGUAUUGUAUAUUAUUAUAGAUUAUUAAUAAUAAUUCUUAUUUAAAUGAUAUUAGAAUACAAAUUUGAAGAAAAAUGAUAAAUGAAAUUUAACUGAAAAAAUGAUAUAUGAUUAUUUGUAAUUAUAUAUGACUUAAUUAAUCAAGGGUUAAAUUAUGAAACUCUUUCUUAACUCUUUCUUACCAUUUAGAAAGGUUUAUAAAAAUUGUUAUAUGUAAUGGAUUUUCCAAUUAAGUAUGAUAUUUUCGUAUUUUAGCAGUUAUUAAUGUUCGAUUUAAUAUAUUGACUAUUCUAUCGUUAAUUUUCACGGAUCUAUGCUACUAAAUUUUUAUCACUAACUGAAAAUUUUAUAUGGUGAAUUAUUUACGCUUUCUAUCGAUGUACAAUUUGACUCGUACUAUUUUAUAUAUAUACAUUUUAACGACUUUAUACAUAUACUGUAUUUAAUUCAGUGCUUACUAUCCUAAUAUUGUAAAUGUAUGUUUAAGGAAAAUAACAGUCAAUGCGAAUUCUGAGCGACGUUCAAUUUUUUAUGAAAUUUUAAGAUUAGAAAUCGAUAAUUAUUUUAGUAAUUUAUAUUUUAUAAUUUAUAUCAAUUUACUAUUAAUUUAAUUUCUUUUUGGUUUAACGAAUAUCAUUUAUAAUCCAAUUUUACAAUUUUACAAAUUUAAUUUAUAUUCAUUUAAAUUGACAAAAUAGAAGUACGAUUAUCAUAAAUUUUGGACAAAAUUGUACGCUGCUCGAAUAAUAUUCGUUCAAUCUUGAAUUAUAAUUUUUCAAAUUUAAUCAAAAUAUUUUUAUAAUUUGAAGCGAUUAAUGUUAAGAGACAUUUUCAGAAAUUAUUAUUUUUUUCCAUAAUUAAUGUAAUUAGACAAUAAUCAGCGACAAUAAUAUUAAGAAUAAUAAUUCUAACAAUACUAUACUAAUAAUAUCAAACAUCCGAUUCAUAUAUCUAUUUUGCAUUCUAAAAUCCUAGCUAAUGUUUCAAAUUAAUUUUGAAAUUUUGUAUCUAUUUAUCUGAUAUUUUUAACACAUUGUAUUCUUUUCUCGAAUAAAUAGACAGUGGCGAGAAUAGAAGCAGGGAAAUGCUUACUUCUAAAUUCAAUUCAUUGAUAUUAUAAAAUAUAAUUCCAAAAUACAAACAAUUUUAUGUCUUUUAAAUAGACAUAAGUUAAAAAAUUUUCAUUUCUAUUUAUUUUAACACAAUUUAAUAUCGUUACAUACAAUUUCAAAGUAAAAAAAACUUUGCAUAAGAAUUUUCUCUAUUUAUAUGCUUGCUACUGUAACAUGCAAAUAUACAAUAUUUAUUCUAAAUGUAAAUGUAAUUAAUUAUAAGCAACGUUAACAAUCAAAUAGCCUGAAUCAUUUCUUCUGUAUUCGAGUUUAAUAAGAGUUCAUCUUUCUAUUAAGAGAUUGUUCACCAAGGUAAUACAAAAUUUUUCGACAAAUUUCCAUUCGAUAUUUCUAUAGCCGCGAUUCUAAGGAUGAAACAAGAUGGAGGAAGCCGUGAAGCGAUCUUCGACGUAUAGCAGUAGUCGGUGUAAAAUCUUAGUGCUCAGGGCUUGCAGGCUCCGAUAGUAACGCAAAAAUUCAGCUUUCUUUUGUCCAUGAUACAUGUUUCAGUACUUAUCGAUAGAUCAUUGUGUAAUAAGUGUAAUAUUAAAUGUAACAAACGAUCGGGAAGAAUAAUUGCGAAUAAUUAUGAAUCGAUCGAUAAUGAUCGAUUUGUCAUUGAUGCGGAUGACAGUGUACACUGUCUGUUCGAUCGCCUUCGAUUUUAUGAGGAUAUAUUGAUGUUUUUGUCUAGACAAUAAUGAGUAAACGAGACAAUAAAGCGAUAAUAAUGAACGAUGAAAUAAAUACCUUGUUUGUCAUAUCAUCGA
Messenger RNA from Apis cerana (Asiatic honeybee), 4030 nucleotides. RefSeq names its product Neuropeptide-like precursor 1 (gene Nplp1). NCBI's taxonomy places the organism in Eukaryota, Metazoa, Arthropoda, Insecta, Hymenoptera, Apidae. The record is from RefSeq and is a predicted model, not a curated record.